Amoebophrya sp. A120 is the source of this 421-nucleotide messenger RNA. Lineage: Eukaryota; Dinophyceae; Syndiniales; Amoebophryaceae. The record is from the annotation of a GenBank genome assembly.
CCAAUAUCCAUUUUUGAAGCUUCUUACAGCAGCGAAAUAUACUUCUUAAAAGAUAAGUAUAUUUUCGUAAGAACAGUUUUGAGUAACACAGUAACAUAAAGCGAGUUUUUGUGCAUGCGCAACUGUAUACAACAGCAUCAUUUUUUGUGGUUCGUAUUUAAAAAAAGUUUUGAUUUUUGCACAUUUACAACACGAAAACGAAAACCUACUUACUACCGUCACUAUUUUUCACGUUUUUGUUUAUUGUUUCCUCCUCGCUCAUCUACUAGUCAUAGUCUGCAAAGUUUUUGCCGAUUUUGAAAUUUUUACCUUCGGGUGGUGAAUGCCCUCUAGCUCGCUGCGGUCGGUGAACAUCUUCUCAUAUCGUGCGCUAGUGGUUGAUUGGGGGCUUUUAUUGAAUUGCUUUCGAGAAAAUCUAUCA